GGCUUCGAGCACGGACUAGGGAUCAAAAAAUGACCCAUCUCGAAGACUUUACUUUAGAUCACAAACCCAUGUUUCUUCAAGUUUCAACGCCCUCAGGAAUCAACCCCAUGACAUGAUUUACAAUUCUCAUUGCUUCUUCACGUUCCUUCGGAAUUUGAGUUCUUUGUUCAACCACAUUUGGCAUCUCUGCUCAUGGACACUCCUCUAUGUCUUAUUCUUCUCUUUUGCUCCCUUUUUGCAACUGGGUCCUCCUCCAUUCAGAAUUUUCACCAACCAUUUCCAAUUGUGGAACCUGAUCCUGGUCAUACAAAACUUCGUCUUUCAAGAGAAGGCUUGGAGGCUAUUGAGAGAAUAACAAACCCCAUUGCAUCUGUAGCAGUGAUUGGACCCUACCGCUCUGGAAAAUCUUUUUUGCUUAAUCAACUUCUCUCUCUUUCUUGUAAUGAAGGGUUUGGUGUUGGGCACAUGCGUGACACCAAGACAAAAGGAAUAUGGAUUUGGGGAACCCCUAUAGAGUUGGAUAUUGAUGGAGUAAGAACAUCUGUCUUUUACCUUGAUACAGAAGGAUUCGAAAGCAUCGGGAAGUCAAAUGUAUAUGAUGAUCGGAUAUUUUCUCUGGCAACUGUCAUGAGUUCUGUGCUUAUCUAUAAUCUGCCUGAGACAAUACGUGAAGCUGACAUCUCUCGACUCUCUUUUGCGGUUGAGCUUGCUGAAGAAUUUUAUGGGAGAGUGAAGGGCCAAGAUGUUGCAUUUGAACCUGCUAAGCUCUUGUGGCUUAUCCAACGUGAUUUUCUGCAAGGGAAAUCGGUGCAAGAAAUGGUGAAUGAAGCUCUUCAGCAGGUCCCCAAUACUGAUAGGGACAAAAAUAUUGAUAUGGUCAAUCAGAUCCGGGACUCAUUGGCUAUAAUGGGGGACAACAGUACUGCCUUUAGCUUACCCCAACCACAUCUCCAGCGUACAAAACUUUGUGACAUGAAGGAUGGGGAACUUGAUCCAUUAUAUGUUAAGAAAAGGGAUAAACUAAAAGAGCUUGUUGCUAGCAUGAUCCGUCCAAAGAUUGUGCAGGGCAAAACUCUAAAUGGGAAGGAGUUUGUUUCCUUCUUAGAACAGAUACUUGAAGCCUUGAACAAAGGAGAGAUUCCAUCAACAGGCUCUCUUGUGGAGAUUUUCAACAAGGACAUUCUUGAAAGAUGUCUUCAGUUAUACAGUGAAAGGAUGGAAACAUUGGGUCUGCCUCUUUCAGAGGAAUCUCUGCAACAGUCCCAUCAAAGGUUUAGAGGUGAAGCCAUGCAAGCCUUUGAUCAACAACAUUUUGGCCGUCACCAUGCUAAGAAAUCAAUCAUGCAAUUGGAUGAAGAAAUACAUAAGGUACAUAAGAAUGUCAUUUUACAAAAUGAAUAUAAAUCUUCAAAGCUAUGUGAGUCAUUGUACACCAGAUGUGAGGAUCUGAUGGAUCAGCUUCAAGUUCUCAGGCUUCCUUCCAUGGCAAAAUUUAAUGCAGGUCUCCAGAAAUGCAAUCGUAGCUUUGAGCAUGAGUGUGUUGGACCUUCAAAAACAAACUAUGAGCAACGCAUGAUGAAGAUGUUGGUGAAGUCUAGGUCUCUAUUUAUAAAGGAGUACAACCACAGGCUUUUCAAUUGGUUGGUGGCCUUCUCCCUGGUCAUGGUAGUGAUUGGCCGCUUUAUUAUAAAGUUCUUUUUGCUUGAAAUUGGAGCAUGGCUACUUUUUAUAUUUCUGGAGACCUACACAAGGAUGUUUUGGUCAGCAGAGUCACUUUACUAUAACCCAGUUUGGCAUUUUAUAGUUGCAACUUGGGAAACUCUUGUUUACAGCCCAAUCCUGGAUCUUGACAGAUGGGCUAUUCCCCUUGGUAUAAUGCUGUCAUUUUUCAUACUUUAUUGGCGGUGUUAUGGGAAAAGGAAACAUGGAUCCCGGUGGCUCUUACCUUUAUACAGCAGCAAUAAAAAUGGUCCAAAUAGGCCAAGAACAGACUAAAACCCAUGAUAACUGCAGUUGCAGACAUGCUUUAAGAAUUUGGUAUGCUGCUCUCAUAAAUUCAUUCCUUUUUGGCGACCUUUUUCUUUUUUGUACAUGGAGCCCGCCUGCCCCCUUCUUCUUGAAAAAUUCUUUUGCACAGAAGAGUCUAUAAAAGGUUAUCAGAGGGUAAUUGACCUCUUUGGCAGCUUCUGUAACUUUAGCAUAUUCAAAAAUGUUCUGUGCUUCCACAACAUGUUGAUUUUACAAAUGAUUAUUACUUGGCAGUUAUUUAUGUUAGAUCUUAGAUUAAAUUGGAUUUAGAUACAUAUGUUGUGUCCACCAUCUCAUGUAUUGACUGGUAAACAGGUAAAUUCAAACAAGAAAGAAAAU
Molecule: messenger RNA, 2367 nt
Organism: Gastrolobium bilobum
Lineage: Eukaryota; Viridiplantae; Streptophyta; Magnoliopsida; Fabales; Fabaceae
Exons: 17
Coding region: 193-1995 (600 amino acids)
Molecular function (GO): GTPase activity; GTP binding
Source: RefSeq, a predicted model, not a curated record